CUCGGCAGCUCUGCGGAGCCCAGCGGGCAGCAACAAGCCCAAGCCGCCCCGGCCGCCCGCCCGCGGCCCCGCCAUGGGAGCCGGGCGCGGGCAGAGCCGAGCCGGGCCGAGCCGCCGCCGGGGCUGAGUGCGGCGCCAGCGCAGGGACUGUGGCUUUACGAAGCGCUUCCCUCCGAUGUGAAUGCAGUGUCCCCUGUGGGAUGCAGUAGGUGAUGCCCAGCUCUACUGCAAUGGCAAUUGGAGCUUUCUCUAGUUCUCUUCUCGUAACCUGCUGCCUCAUGGUUGCCCUCUGUAGCUCCACCGUUCCCGUACAAAAACUGGCCAAGGCUCAAGACAAACAGGAGAUAAAGGCGAGCCAGGAAAAGAGAGAUCACACGUCUACAAGGGACAGCCAGACGGGUCCAGGGAAAAUGAAUGAGAUCGGCAGGAGCGGGAGGGAGGAGGGUGGCAGGGACUGGAAGAGCAAAGGAAACAGGAACUACUCGAACAAGGAGUCUUGGACUAAGCAAAAGCAGGCUUGGAGCAGCCAGGGGACAAGCAGUAAAUCCGGGAGCAUUCAAGUGCAAGAGCAGAGGGAUGCUGCUCCCGAGGAACCUCAGGUGGCUGAAGAUUCCUCUCUGCCAGCCUCUGUUGCGAGCGCCACUGCCGAGCCCCCGGAGGAGUACGCGUACCCGGACUACCGCGGCAAGGGCUGCGUGGACGAGAGCGGAUUCGUCUACGCCAUCGGCGAGAAGUUCGCGCCGGGCCCCUCGGCCUGCCCGUGCCUCUGCACCGAGGAGGGCCCGCUAUGUAUCCAGCCCGAGUGCCCCAGGCUCCACCCUCGCUGCAUCCAUGUGGACACCACGCAGUGCUGCCCGCAGUGCAAGGAGAGGAAGAACUACUGCGAGUUCCGAGGGAAAACCUACCAGACCCUGGAGGAGUUCAUGGUUUCUCCGUGCGAGAGGUGUCGCUGCGAGGCCAAUGGCGAGGUGCUGUGCACGGUGUCAGCCUGUCCCCAGACCGAGUGCGUGGAUCCCGUGUACGAGCCUGACCAGUGCUGCCCCAUCUGCAAAAAUGGUGUCCCAGCAAGCAAAACAGGGUUGAACCUCAGUCUCUGGAGCUCAUGUAGCAUCAAACAACUGGCAGUGGAGAAACCAAGAGAUUUUCUGAUGUGACUGCACAGGGAGUUUGCCCGUAUGGCUGGAGCUGAAGGAAUGAGUGCUGCAGUGCCUCGGGAAGCUGAGCCAGCCAGCAGCGCUUGCCAAGGAGCCUCUGUGGCACCAGGAAGCUGCUUUCACACAGAGCAGGGUAGAAGCAAAUCCUCUCUAAGCCACCUUGGAAUUUAAAGGACAUACAUUAGUAUGUGGCAGUGUCAUAGUCAGGUGUGCCCUCACGAGGUCAGGGACAACUCUGUUAAGCAGUGGAAAUGAGGACAAAAGCAGCAGCAGAGAGUUGGAGCAUCAGAGUUGUCAUUCAUUAUCUCUUCAAGUCAUCUUUGGAUUACUGAUAAUUAGAGGAUGUGUUGACUCAUUUGCCUGUGCUGUGAAGCUGACGUUUAUUUGAAAAGGAAAUAAAGUGACCUCUCAGAGAGGGGGUGCUGGCUGCUCUCAACUGGGGGUUGCCACUGUGAGAAUCAGGUACCCAGGCAUUUAGGAUUGCACAUCUGUUCUUUGCUGUAGCUCUAAUGUG
Zonotrichia leucophrys gambelii is the source of this 1668-nucleotide messenger RNA. RefSeq names its product von Willebrand factor C domain containing 2 (gene VWC2). The coding region runs from base 213 to 1154 and encodes 313 amino acids. Gene Ontology annotation, cellular component: AMPA glutamate receptor complex. Gene Ontology annotation, biological process: negative regulation of BMP signaling pathway. The transcript has 4 exons. Gene Ontology annotation, molecular function: protein binding. The record is from RefSeq and is a predicted model, not a curated record. Lineage: Eukaryota; Metazoa; Chordata; Aves; Passeriformes; Passerellidae.